UCCACCCUCACACCUGCAUAUAUGCACGCGCACCCCACGCACACACAUAGCACACUCACGUAGCUGCGUCUCCUGCCUCACUUCCUCCCGGCCACUUUCUGCAAACUUGUCCGCAUGGACGCCAUAGGGAGCCCCUUUAGGAGAACUAUGGAUGCAAGGACGAGCAGCUACGGCUACAGCCGCUUAGCCGGCGCCCCCUCCAGCGGCUUCCGCUCCUCCCAGACGUGGUCCCGGGCCAGUCCCGGCUCCGGCGUGAGCGUGUCGUACAAGAGGAGCGCGAACAAGCCCCGCACAGAGAGCACGGAGCUCAGCCAGAGUUCGCUGCUGAGCGCGGACCCCUGCAGGCGCUCCAACGAAAAGGAGCAACUCCAAGGGCUCAACGACCGCUUCGCCGUGUACAUCGACAAGGUGCACUACCUGGAGCAGCAGAACAAGCAGAUCGAGGAUGAGAUCCAGGCCCUGAGGAGCCAGCAGGCGUCCCGCUCCCAACUGGGCGACCACUACGACCGGGAGCUGCAGGAGCUGCGCGACACGCUGGAGCAGAUCCACCGCGACAAGGCGCAGAUUCAGCUGGACGCCGACCACCUGGACGACGACAUCCAGCAGGUCAGGGAGCGCCUGGACGAGGAAGCCCGCAUCCGCGAGGACGCCGAGGCCAUCAUCCGCGUCCUCAAGAAGGACGCCGGAGAUUCGGAGUUGCUUAAGUCCGAGCUGGAGAAGAAAGUGCAGUCCUUGCAGGACGAGAUCGCCUUCAUCCGCAACAACCACGAAGAGGAGGUGAGCGAGCUUCUGGGUCACAUCCAGGCGUCCCAGGUGACCGUGGAGCGCAGGGACCCCCAGAGGGCCGACAUCACCGAGGCUCUGCGGGAGAUCCGCAGCGAGCUGGAGGGACACUCCAACCAGAACCUGCAGCAGGAAGAGAGCUGGUUCGUGUGCCACUACGCCAAGCUCAACGAGGCGGCCGAGCAGAACAAGGACGCCAUCAAGUCCGCCCGGGAUGAGAUCAGCGACUACCGGCGCCAGCUCCAGACCAAGACGGUGGAGCUGGAGUCUGUCCGCGGCACAAGAGACUCGCUGGAGAGGCAGCUGAGUGACAUUGAGGACCGCCACAACGGCGACCUGUCCAGCCUGCAGGAGUCAAUCCACCAGCUAGAUAAUGAGCUCAAGAGCACCAAAUGGGAGAUGGCACGUCAUCUGCGUGAGUACCAGGACCUGCUCAAUGUCAAGAUGGCCCUGGACAUCGAGAUUGCUGCAUACAGAAAACUCUUGGAGGGCGAGGAGACCCACUUCAGCACUUUCUCCCAUCGUCCGGCUGUUUCCGCCUCCAAGAUGUCAAGGGUUAGGACAGAAGCUCCCAAAAUGAAAGUGCAACAUAAGUUUGUAGAUGAGAUCAUUGAGGAGACCAGGGUAGAGGAUGAAAAGGCCGACAUGGAGGAGGCCCUGGCUGAGAUAGCACAGGAGCUCUCGGCCACACUGGAAGGCAGCGGUGGAGAAGAAGAGGAAGAGGAUGAAGAAGAAGAAGACGAAGAAGAAGAGGCAGGCGAUGAAGAGGAAAAGGGGGAAGGUGGGGUGGCUGAGGAGGAAAUUAUAGCUGCAACCGAUGCUAAAGUUAGUUCACAAGCACCCGCCAAGGAAGAAGAAGGGGAUGAGGAGGAGGGUGGGGACGAGGAAGAAGAGGGUGAAGAAGGUGAGGAAGAGGAAAAUGAAGAAGAUGACGGUGAGGCGAGCAAAGGAGAUGAUGAGGCAAAUGACGAGGGAGAAGUGGAGGAAACCAUCCUAUGUUCCAAAGUUCAGGAGGCUAAAGCCUUGCCUGAGAAGGCAAAGGUCGAGGAAUUAGAAGAGGAAGAAGAGGCCAGUGGGGGAGAAGAGGAAGCCGAAGAAGAGGAUGAGGAAGAAGAAAAGGAUAAAGCAGAUGACAAGGACAAAAAGGGUGAUGCAAAAACUGAGGAAACUAUUGUAGCCAAAGUGGAAGUUCAAAAAACAGGAGCUGUAAAGCUUGAAGCCAAAAAUGAAGAAAAUGUCAAAACCAAACCAGCAAAACCAGACUCUCUCAAACCUGAAUCCCCCAAAACUAGUGCUCCUCAGUCAGAAUCCCCAAAACCGAGUUCUCCAAAGUCAGUAUCUCCAAAGGCUGGUUCACCGAAAUCUGAAUCCCCAAAACCGAGUUCUCCAAAGUCAGAAUCUCCAAAGGCUGGUUCUCCAAAGUCAGAAUCCCCCAAACCUACUUCCCUGAAGUCAGAAUCCCCAAAGGCUGGUUCUCCGAAGUCAGAAUCUCCAAAACCUAGCUCCCCAAAGUUAGAAUCUCCAAAGGCUGCUUCACCGAAAUCUGAAUCCCCAAAACAGAGUUCUCCAAAGUCAGAAUCUCCAAAGGCUGGUUCUCCUAAAUCUGAAUCCCCAAAGGCAAGAUCUCCGAAGUCAGAAUCCCCAAAACCUAGUUCCCCAAAGUCAGAAUCCCCAAAGGCUGGUUCUCCGAAGUCAGAAUCUCCAAAACCUAGCUCCCCAAAGUUAGAAUCUCCAAAGGCUGGUUCCCCAAAGGCUGUUUCUCCGAAGUCAGAAUCUCCAAAACCUAGCUCCCCAAAGUUAGAAUCUCCAAAGGCUGGUUCCCCAAAGUCUGAAUCCCCAAAACCUGUCUCCCCAAAAGCAGAAUCCCCUAAAUCAGAAUGUCCCAAGAGUGCACCACCCGAGGAGGACUCACCAAAGAUUAGCUCCCCAAAAGCAGAAUCCCCUAAAUCAGAAUCUCCCAAGCCUGCCUCCUCCCCCAAAGAUGACUCACCAAAGGCUAGUUCUCCAAAAGCAGAAUCCCCUAAAUCAGAAUCUCCCAAGCCUGCCUUCUCCCCCAAAGACGACUCACCAAAGGCUCGUUCUCCAAAAGCAGAAUCUCCUAAAUCAGAAUCACCAAAGACAGUAUCCCCAAAAGCAGAAUCCCCUAAAUCAGAAUCCCCCAUGCCUGCCUCCCCCAAAGAAGAGUCAAAGGCCAUCUCUCCAAAAGCAGAGUCCCCCCAAACAGAAUUGGCAAAAGCUGACUCACAAAAGGCAGAAUCUCCCAAAACAGAACCUACCAAAUCUGACGUGCCACAGCCUGACGAAGACAAAAAGAGCGACUUGACGGAAGACAAGACGACAAAAGACGUGGCUAUGAAUGGUGAUGUAGACAAGACCAGCCCAGAGCAGGAAGAGAAGAAGGACGAGGGCGACAACGUGAUCACAAACGGCGUAGACGAGAGCCUAAUCAAAGAUGACGGCAGUCAGAAGGUGGUGAUCACCAAAACCGUGGAGACCAUUACAACUGGGGACAACGGCUCGCAGCUGGUGACUAAGUCGGUCACUGUAACAGAGACGGUGAAGGAGGUGGAGGAAGUGCUGCAGGACAAGAUGGUCUCCACCGUCAAGACGGAGAAGCACUCCAUCCAAUCUAUCAAGCAGGUGACGGAGAGCGAAUGAGACGUAGGAGUAAGAGGAUUGGUCGAUGAGAAGACAAGCGGAACUAACAUAAGAGAACACAUACAGCUAGAGCCACAUAAUACACAACUUAGAAAGAAGCCAGACAAACGCUACAAAUGCUAGCAAUGCAUGUUUGCAGAUGCACUGAGGGGGGCCAGCCAUUGAGACUUUUUGCUUUGUGUUCUUUCCACAGCUCACUGAUGAGCUUGUAGUUUUGGGGGUGGGCGGGGCUUUGCAUGCUAGCUCAGGGGCUGAGAGAGGGCACUUACCUCUCCAAUGUAUGUACUGUACGUAUGUUAAGAAUAGACCAUAAAGAGACAUAUUAAAAGAUAGACUGUAAAGCGGGUGGGUGGGACAUUUUUCUUUUUCAAAGUAAAUGAGGGCAGGGAGAUAAGGUGUGUGAGAGGGGUAUGGGGUUGUGUGCAAUGUAGCCUUACUUGACAUACGUGAAGAUUGUGACUCAGCCAAAAAAAAAUACUGUGCACACCCGCAGCAGCGAAUGACAACAGGACGAUCACGUGACCCUACGCAAUACUCCGAUGCUAUUCAUGAACCUUAUGAAACUACUAGCCUUAAACAUGCUUUUUCAUCCAUGUUUACCUGGUUGCAAAUGCAAAGAAAAUACUUUACUAGUGUAGAGAAUCGCAUUCUAUAUGCAUAAGAAUGGACUUGAAAUGCAAAACAGAAAUAUGAGGUGCUACUGUUUGCAGUCCCAAGAUCUUACUCAUCAACAACAAUUUCCCAUGCAGCAACAUUUGCUCAAUAAACAUAAUCAUUA
Entelurus aequoreus (snake pipefish) is the source of this 4219-nucleotide messenger RNA. RefSeq names its product neurofilament medium polypeptide-like. The record is from RefSeq and is a predicted model, not a curated record. The transcript has 3 exons. Lineage: Eukaryota; Metazoa; Chordata; Actinopteri; Syngnathiformes; Syngnathidae. Gene Ontology annotation, biological process: neurofilament bundle assembly. The coding region runs from base 115 to 3441 and encodes 1108 amino acids. Gene Ontology annotation, molecular function: structural constituent of cytoskeleton. Gene Ontology annotation, cellular component: cytoplasm; postsynaptic intermediate filament cytoskeleton; axon.